AUGCCACCACGGACAAGAGUGAAAGGGAAGGAGAAGGAGCAGGAGAAGCAGGAGCAAGAAGUGCAGACCGUACCCGGAGGUUUGGAUGAAAGCGCUUUUGCGCAGCUGGCGCGGACACACUGGUUGAAGCCCUCGAAGAAAACAACGAAGGUCAAGGUCAAGCCUGAUGUGCUGAAAACUGAGAUAUGGGAUGUGUUAGAGAAGGACGAUUUCAAAUUCAGUGAUCUUCUGAGUUUGGAAAAUCUGCACAUUCUGGAGAGCUAUCUCUGGCCUGGCUAUACGGAAGAUUCGAAUAACCACCACGUUAUUCUAAUUGUGUUAAUCACAAAUGUGAAGGCUCGGGAGCAUCUGCAGACGUGGGGUAUAUUCGUAGACAACGCUGUCGAAUUUUCUGGCCUAUUUCGUCGAAUAUUGUCUAUGACACUGGACCUCACACUUUCUGCCAACAUCCGAACACACCUACUUUCAUUCAUUAUUAGCGCUUUCCAGUCACUCGAUAAUGGAAUCGUAAGGAAGGAAUGCGCCCCGCUGGUGUCCAUCUCGAUAUGGCAUAACCUCUCUAGCGAAGGGAAACGAGAAAGAAGGCUGGACCAGAGUGUACAAUUGCGCAAAGCAUGGAGAGCAGCGGCGAAAAGAUACGAUGCUGCGGAUGAUGUUGUAAAGGCAAGGUUAAGAUUCGAACGCUCAUGGCUCUUCACUCUAGUACUGGAUUUUUUCAAUCAAUUGUUCAAUGAGAAGAGUAAAGCAGAUAACGUAAUUUAUUGCGAACGAUUUAUUGAGUUCCUCUCCGAUCUCCAGAGCCAAUUGCCUACUCGUAGGUAUGUCAAUACGCUGCUCCAAGAUCUGAAUGUCCUCUCUGCCAUUCGAAUGUCGCCAGCUUUCAACGACGAAGACAAUGGGUUGCUGAGAGACUUGUACUCUUUGCUGAAGCAUUACACGCAUUUUCCAAUUGACGAUUAUACUGGUAUCCAGCACAGUCGAACGGAAGCUUACGAAAGACAUUGCGCAACCCUGGCCUCGUUGCAGCGUGUCGCGCUCAAGCACUUUAAGGACAAAUUGACUGUACUUGCGUUAUCGAAUUAUGGCUCAAUUGAUCGACGUUCUGAGCUGGAAGAUCAUCUAAGGGCCCUUACCGAUGAAGAAAUCUCAGAAUUGUGUAAUCUAUUGGAUCUUCGAAACUCAUACCCUGCAUCCACCAAAAUUGUUGCAGACCGUCAGUUUCUCACGGAAGUCCUUUUAUCUUCUCAUGAGAAGAGGAAAACCUUUCAAGAAACCGCCCGCGAUCUAAGCGUGUUACCGACGGAGCUCACACUCUUUGAACCAGCGCUACUACGAAACGACAAUUAUGAUGGCUCUCAGCCUCUAGCCAUCCCAAAACUCAACCUCCAGUAUCUUACUGUAGGGGAUUUUCUUUGGAGAUCGUUCAUACUCCAUAGGUGCGAAUCAUUCUAUGAAAUUCGAAAGCAUGUUGAAGAUGUCAUCAAACGAUUGAGGCCUACGGUAGGCCGAAAUGGCCAAACUGGUUUUGAUGGAUUCUCUAAAUUGGCCUUGCCGAUCUCUGGACCUGCUAUAAUGGAAGUAGUUCCUGCUUUAGUUGGCGACGAUAAGCCAUCGGCUGUCCGAGCUGAGAUCACUUUAGAUGUCAGUCGCUUAGCGGACAACGUUCGAGCAGAGUGGGAGUCUUUCCGUCAGGACGACGUGAUUUUUCUUCUGGCAGUACAGGCUCCGGACGAUCCAAAAGCUCUCGCUAAUGGUGGUAUCACUCCUUCUGAUGCGCAUAAACUAGGUAUCAAAUAUCUACGCGCGGCCGAAGUCACCCAAGUGCUGGACGACAAGGGACGCGUACUCAAAUAUCAGGGCAAUCUGAGUAACGGCCAUGGAAGGCCACGUAUAAGGCGGUUGCAAGUGAAGUUGGACGCAGCUAUGUACAAAGAAGAUAUGGAACGGGUGGGACAGGGGAAGCCAAACAUCUACGAGACUAUCAACCUUGUUGUCCGACGAAGAGGUCGCGAGAACAACUUCAAACCUGUUCUAGAGUCCAUUCGUAGCUUGACUUUGUCUGAUGUUCCUCUUGCAUCAUGGCUCCAUGAGGUGUUUCUGGGUUAUGGCGACCCCGCUGGAGCUACAUAUACUCACUUGUCGAACCGAAUCAAGCAAGUAGAUUAUCGCGAUACUUUCCUUGACUGGCAGCACUUGAUCGAGAGCUUGCCUGGCAAGACUGUAGAGCCCAGUGGUGAUGUGGACGGCAGCUUUGGCCCUCCUUAUGUACUUCAGAAUGUGGAAAGGAUCGCAGAAGCAGUGCCCACCAAACCGUCGAAGAAGAGACGUCGGGAUGCCGAGCCCGCUGCUAAAGUAGAACCGGAUGCCGUAGAAGUUGGCACAUACAAAUCCCCCAACAAUGGUCCUUACCCAACGGAUGCACCUAAGCUUAACCACGUUCGUUUCACUCCUGCUCAAGUUGACGGUAUUAUUUCCGGUACCCAGCCUGGUCUGACAGUCAUUGUUGGCCCUCCGGGGACUGGCAAGACUGAUGUUGCCACCCAAAUUAUUAACAACAUAUACCACAACUUCCCUAACCAGCGCACUCUUUUAAUUGCUCACAGCAACCAGGCACUCAACCAACUGUUCCAGAAGAUUGUAGCCUUGGACAUUGAUGAACGCCAUUUGCUUCGACUAGGUCAUGGUGAGGAAGAGCUUGAUACUGAGGCAAAUUUCAGUAAACAUGGCAGAGUCGAAUCCUUUCUGGAAAACCGAGGUAGCUACCUUUAUGAAGUUAACAGACUUGCAGCAAAUUUUGGGGCACCAGGUGCGCAUGGCGAUUCUGCCGAAACGGCGGGCUAUUUCAAUUUAGUCUAUGUCGAGCCUGCUUGGACUAGAUUUGAAGAAGUAGCAAAGGCUUCAGACUCAACACCCGAAUCCAUCAUGGAAGCCUUUCCAUUCUACAACUACUUUUCAAACGCCCCUCAACCACUAUUUCCACCUGACGCUGACAAGGAAACUAUCAUAGAUAUCGCCAAUGGAUGCUAUCGACAUGUCUCCAAAAUUUUCACAGAGCUUGCUGAUGUUAGGCCUUUCGAAAUACUGCAUCGUGAUCGCGACCGAUCCAACUUUUUGCUCACUAAUGAAGCGCGGAUUAUCGCCAUGACAUCGACUCAUGCAGCGAUGAGACGUCAGGAGAUCGCAGGUCUUGGUUUCCACUAUGACAAUGUCAUUAUGGAAGAAGCAGCCCAAAUAACGGAGAUUGAAAACUUCAUUCCUCUCGCAUUGCAGAAGCCUAAAAAUGGAGAAAUGCCACUACAGCGAGUAGUGCUUUGUGGAGAUCAUUUCCAGAAUUCGCCAGUCAUUCAGAAUCUUGCUUUCCGACAGUACGCGAAUUUAGAGCAGUCCCUUUUCUCUCGACUUGUCCGCUUGGGUGUUCCAACCAUUGAUCUCGAUCAGCAAGGUCGUGCUAGGCCAUCUAUAGCGUCGCUGUAUUCGUGGCGAUACAAGAAUUUGGGAAAUUUGCCAGUCGUUUCUACUGAGAUGGAAUACUUGACUGCCAAUGCCGGUUUCAAGUAUGAUUAUCAAUUCAUACAAGUCGAGGACUAUAAAAGCAAAGGAGAAAACGAACCAACCCCACACUUCAUUCAGAACCUUGGUGAAGCAGAGUAUGCUGUUGCCAUAUUCCAGUACAUGCGUCUUCUUGGAUAUCCGGCUUCGAAGAUAUCCAUUUUGGCUACCUAUGCUGGCCAGCGUGCUCUGAUAAAGGACGUAUUGGCCCAUCGGUGUGCCAAGAACCCCAUAUUUGGUCUCCCCAAAAUAGUAACGACUGUGGACAAAUAUCAAGGAGAGCAAAAUGACUAUGUGAUUCUCUCUUUGACCAGAACAUCGCGAGUCGGUUAUCUUCGUGAUAUUCGUCGUCUGACUGUUGCUCUUUCCAGAGCUCGACUCGGACUGUAUAUUCUAGGACGUCGAGAAGUCUUCGAAUCAUGCUAUGAGCUAAAACAAGCUUUUGAUAUUCUCCUAGCAAGACCAGAUAAACUGCAGCUUGUCACUGGUGAAUUAUUCCCCAGUCAGAGGCUUCUUAGUGACGAAGAAGGUGUUGAGGAACUCCCUGGCCAAGCACAAAUGGAGAACGUGGAGCACCUUGGAAAAUAUGUAUUUGACAUGACGAAUUCUAAAGUACAACAAUUGAGGGCUGAAAGAGGCUUGCCAGAAGCAGAGCUAAGCAUUAUGCCUAUUGAGGAAGAGGAUGAGGAGGUUGGCUUUGUUGAGCAGGAAGGCGAGGUGGAAGAAGAUGUGGAUGAAGCAAUUAUGCAGGAAGACUUUGAAGCAGAGGAAGAAUCGUAA
Messenger RNA from Glarea lozoyensis ATCC 20868, 4329 nucleotides. Its product is annotated as P-loop containing nucleoside triphosphate hydrolase. Gene Ontology annotation, biological process: mRNA splicing, via spliceosome. Bases 1 to 4329 code for a protein of 1442 amino acids. The transcript has 5 exons. The record is from RefSeq and is a predicted model, not a curated record. NCBI's taxonomy places the organism in Eukaryota, Fungi, Ascomycota, Leotiomycetes, Helotiales, Helotiaceae. Gene Ontology annotation, molecular function: mRNA binding; helicase activity. Gene Ontology annotation, cellular component: catalytic step 2 spliceosome.